UGUUUCCACAAACGACACGUGUUUAACUGUGCGGUACUUCACAGUUUAACUAUCUUGUACGACAUGUCGUUUUGUUUGUUCAGAAUUUCGUCACCUUCGUUCUGAAUUGUUACGUUUCUGAAGAACUAAUCUUCAAUGAAAUGAACUUCGUUAUUGCUAAAAAUCCAAUUAAUCUUUUCAAUUCUCAUUCACCUUAUUUUCACGAUCGUUUUCGUAACCCUUCGUUUCUUCUUCACAAUUCAAUCACAAAAUGGACAUGUGGUACUAAUACUCUAACAUUAAAAGCUACUUCUGCAUCUACAUCAACUGUCUAUGGUGGUUGGGAUGAACUCGCCAGCUCAGAAGCUUCCGGUGAGUUUGAUUCGUUGCGAAAUUUUCUUGUUUCAGUUGGAAUAGAUGAUAGAAAGAAUGCGUUUGUUUUCUUCUUGGGGAUUGUUUGUGCAAUGGCGAUUUCUAGGGUUAGGGUUUCUACUGUGCUUAUUCUUCCAGCUUCCGCUAUGGUUUUCGCACUUGGUUAUAGCGUAGGGUUUUUGCGAAACGGUAAUUUUUCGUUCGGUGAAUUAAAGUUGAGUGGAAGUGGAAGUAGUAAGAGGAAGGAGAAAGAUGAGAAUUUGAAUUCGAGUGAGAAAUUGAAGAGUUUAAGUGAAUUCCUUGAUGAGAUUGAUGUUGUGGUUAGUGAUUUUAAGAUUGAUUUAGAAAAUGCUAUUAAUAAUAAGAAGAUUAAAAUGGAUGAUUUAUAUGGUUAUGUUGAGGUUAGUGAUAAGAUUAAAUUGUUAAAUUUGAAUGGUAGGAAUGUUGUUAAGAGUUUGGUUGAUAACGAGGAAAAGUUUAAUUGUGUUUUGGUUGAGAAUCAGAAAAGUGGUAGAAGAAAGAAACAAGUUGGAGAAGUUGGGUAUCAGAUGCUGCAAUCUAUUGGAAGUUUGUUUCAGGAAAAUUUGCGUAGCUCGAAUUCGACUAAACUUAGAGAAAGUGUGGAGAGGCAAUUGGAUCAAACUCGAGGAAACGGUGCUUUGCCUCCGGGUGAAGAUAAGCCUUUGAAUUUGGUUGAUGAUAGUAGUAAAUUAAAUGGGAAGUUGGAUUGUUCUCAAGACUCAUUGACGAACUCUGUUUUGGAUAUGGACAGGAAUGGAAGAAUAGGAACUAAUUCUGACAGAGAAAAUUUUGGCGUAGGGGAUAAUCGCAGAAGUGCUGCCAAAUUCCCUGAAAGAGAAGAGUAUAGUUACCGGAACAAAGGAUUGAGGUUCACAAAUAACCAUAGCAUCUCUUUGAAGAUGGAUUCCAGCAGUGUGGCAGACAUGUGGGAAUCCCAUGAAAGCCGGCUUGAUUCUGAAAGCAUUAAAGUCAGAAUGAAACGCGUGGAAAGUGAGACUUCCUUCUUGCAUGAGCAGUUGCUUAAUCAAGGCCAGGAAGCUUUCAGGUCUUCUAUCGACAAGAGGGACAGUGGGCCUGAUAGGUCUCGGUAUGAAGAAGAUAGAGAUAGGAUGAAUUAUGAUGCCGAUCAACUACUUGCUGAUGACUUGUCUGAGAGUGACAAUGAAUUCAAUGCCCCUUCGUCUACAAAAGUUUCAGAUGAUAUAAUGUUUGAUAGAUAUCUCGCUGAAGCAACAGAUCUUCUAAAACAAGCAAAAGAGUUUGUCAAGGGUACUUAUGAUGGCGAACAAGCUGAAAUCAUGUUAUACAAGACUGCAAGUAUACUCUCAAAAGCAGUGGACUUAAAGCCUAUGAGUUUGUUGGCUGUAGGACAGCUAGGAAACACUUAUCUUCUUCAUGGAGAAUUAAAGUUGAAGAUUAGUCGUGAACUGAGAAAUCUUCUCUCGGGAAGUAUCGAACGAUCAUCUGCAAAACGUAGUAGAAUAAUUAAGGAACUGCGAAAUAAAAUUACCAGUAAAGAAGAAGCUAUGCAAUUGCUUAUUGAUGUAUGUGAAGAGUGUGAAGAGCUACUAGUAAAUGCAGGAAGAAAAUAUAGACUGGCAUUGUCAAUUGAUUCAAAUGAUGUCAGAGCCCUAUAUAAUUGGGGCCUUGCACUUUCUUUCCGCGCUCAAUUGAUAGCAGAUAUUGGUCCGGGUGCUGCUUUUGAGGCUGAAAGAGUAUUCUUGGCUGCAAUUGACAAGUUUGAUGCUAUGCUGUUGAAAGGAAAUGUUUAUGCACCAGAUGCUUUGUUCAGAUGGGGUAUGGCUUUACAGCAGAGAUCUCGUUUAAGGCCAGGAAGUAGUAAGGAGAAGUUGAAGUUACUUCAGCAGGCUAAACGGCUAUAUGAAGACGCUCUUGAUAUGGACUCCAAUAACAUACAAGUGAAAGAUGCCUUAUCCUUGUGUGUCUCUGAGCUUAAUUAUAGACAAUUUUAGUCAAUUCAUGGAAAGGGUUAUCCAGAAGAAUCAGUUUGCUUACAGUUCCUGCCUUAGACUAUGAUAUAUCUGCCUUGGAUCCAGCAGCCAGCAGCCAGCAAGUAUAUUUGCAUAGAUGGCCUUCAGCGUAAAUGAGCUACGGUUCCUAGUUUCAUCUUCUUCCUAUAGAUUUUUCAUAGAAUUAUACAAUGACAGCACGUAUAUUAAGUUAAUAACACAGUGAUAAUAAAGGUUAAAUAAAACCAUUUUUCCUUUAUAUUUUCAAUUCUAACAUUCAUGUCUAAUGCAGCUAUCAUGAAUAUUGGUUAUGUUGGUAUAAAAGAUUUCUUUGAUACA
Medicago truncatula (barrel medic) is the source of this 2681-nucleotide messenger RNA. RefSeq lists its product as uncharacterized. Gene Ontology annotation, molecular function: protein binding. The record is from RefSeq and is a predicted model, not a curated record. Bases 141 to 2345 code for a protein of 734 amino acids. The transcript is spliced from 3 exons. Lineage: Eukaryota; Viridiplantae; Streptophyta; Magnoliopsida; Fabales; Fabaceae.